Oncorhynchus keta (chum salmon) is the source of this 1682-nucleotide messenger RNA. RefSeq names its product doublesex- and mab-3-related transcription factor A1-like. Gene Ontology annotation, cellular component: nucleus. Bases 124 to 1428 code for a protein of 434 amino acids. The record is from RefSeq and is a predicted model, not a curated record. NCBI's taxonomy places the organism in Eukaryota, Metazoa, Chordata, Actinopteri, Salmoniformes, Salmonidae. The transcript has 2 exons. Gene Ontology annotation, biological process: regulation of transcription by RNA polymerase II; sex differentiation. Gene Ontology annotation, molecular function: DNA-binding transcription factor activity, RNA polymerase II-specific; protein binding; RNA polymerase II cis-regulatory region sequence-specific DNA binding.
ACAACUUUUAAGCGCAAGAGUUUAGAGUGGCAGAGUCAGUUGGAAGAAGACAGUACAGAAACAUUGACUGACUUCUAAACUACACUGGACUUUCUGGAGACCUGGUUUACGUCUCCACGCGGAAUGGAAGGCAGCAUUAGACCGCACGGCUUGGCUGGGCACAGCUCCUCUCCUCUCUCCGUCGGGGGUUUACAGAUGCCCGCUUCCCUUCUGCGCCCGCCGCCUCUCUUUCUCCGAGCUGCUGCCUGUAAACCGUCGAUGGAGAGGGGCUACCCCCGAACCCCGAAGUGCGCACGGUGCAGGAACCACGGCGUGGUGUCCGCUCUGAAAGGCCACAAGCGCUUCUGUCGUUGGAGAGACUGCGUGUGCGCAAAGUGUACCCUGAUAGCAGAGAGGCAGCGGGUGAUGGCUGCACAGGUGGCACUCAGGAGACAACAGGCGCAGGAGGAGAGCGAGGCCCGGGAGCUCCAGUUCAUGUACACCGGCUCCGGGGCGGGGGAGACCGGACUGACCAUGGCAUCUGGGGUACAGCGAUCUGGAAACACCGUGCCAAGAAUAUCUAGUUAUGAUGUUUUUGGAACUGAGGACCAAAAAGACGAUGACAAACUGACCAAGUACAACCUAAACAACGGAUUCAUGGGCCGAACGUUCUAUGCACCUCACACCGCACCACUGCCCUCUCCAUUGGGAAAGAACGAUACCUCUCCUAAUCUAGAGAAAAAACAGGCGGUCUUCGACAAGGAGAGUGGCAGUCAGACGGCUGCUUUUGACCAGCUGUCAGACCACACAGAGAGCCCACGGUCUCUGUCAUCCUCGGACCUCGAGUCGGGCAGCGAGUCCGAGCGGCCCAAGGACUACCCUUCGCUGGAGAUUACCGAGCCCAGUUGCGCGUCAAAGGACCGGGACCCCACCGAGGUCAUGACCAAGAUAUUCCCCCAUCACAAGCGGGAUACUUUGGAAUCGGUGGUGAAAACUUGCAAAGGGGACAUCGUGAAGGCUAUUCAACUAGUUCUUAGCUCCAAAGAGAAUAAAUGCAACUCGGAUAGCGUCGGUCUAUCUCUGUCUGUUCACUCAAAUGAACCAAGGCCUACUUUUGGACUUCCAGGGGUAGCGUUGGGGGCUCUGGGUACCAAGUCUGCUUUUUCCCCAUUGCAAACACCGCCAACACCUGCCGGAGGCGAAAGUAUGUACGGGCUGAGUCCUCGCUUUGGUAUUAAUCCUUUGCGCCUGGCCUACUCAACCGCAGGUGGUGGCAUACCUAAUUUCAUGUCACCGUAUGUGACGUCCGGACUGAUGCCAGUUUUCCCAUUCCGCCCGCCGCUGGACUAUUCUUUCCCGGGCAUGAUGCGAGACCUCUCCUAUCUCCAGAGUAAAGACUCCUCCCUAUGUAACACCGGCAUAUACUCUCGUAUAAAUCAGGAGAAAUAAUUUUGGUUCAAGCAACAAAACACACAUAGAUAAAAUGCCCCCCAAAAAAACAAAACAGUUGGACUAUUUAUCAAACUGCUGUGUAACUUCUUUUACAGGUUGUCUGAUUGAAAGUACUUUUGGGGAGGUGAUUAGGCAAAUAAUGUUAUCACAUAUGUCUUAAAACAUUUUCAGUGUCUUUACAAUUCCAAUAUAUUUUUUGAAACUGUACAUUUUGUAAAGUUUGUGUCUUAAAUAAAACACAUCAAAUUAAA